AUCUAGAGUAGUCCCCCCCCUAAUUGAAGGGACAAGGACCAAGAGAAAGGGACGGACAGGGAGCAAGAGAUGGACGGACAGGCUUGUCCUCUAGUGGGCGGCCUCAAGCUGAGAUACAUCCCCCAUAAGGAGGGAGCAAGAGAUGGACAGACAGGCUUGUCCUCCAGUAAACGGCCUCAAGCUGAGAUACAUCCCCCCAGAAGGAGUAAGGUUGGCACGAAUAUUCCCCCAAUCACUGCCAUUAUUGAAGAGGAUAAUGGAUGGGGAGUGCCUAUAAAAGAGAAAGAGACUAGAGGAGAAAGGAUAUCUUCCGAAAAUGCAAGCACGAAUGCCCACACAACCUCAAAUGAUGCGUCUUUUACGUCUCCCAAUACCGACCAAAUGCCUCACCCGGAUUCUAAUUUCUUCAUCCCGCCAUGCCCAACAGAAUGUAAGCCAAGAGUGGGAAUGGUUUUUCAGAAACUGGAAGACGGGAUUUUGUUCUAUAAGGAAUACGCAGCACUUGCAGGGUUUGAUAUCCGUAUGAGCACCACGACAACAUCUUCAGACGGUGUUAAGGUAUGGAAGUAUAUUCUGUGUAGUCGUGAAGGUCAUAAACAUUUUGCGCCUGGUGCGAAGUUAGCGCAUAAACAGGUUGAAGCCUCCCAGAAUGGCAGGAAAACAAAACGUCGACGCAUAUUCAACCGCACAGGUUGUCGUGCGCGUGUAAUCUUUAGCCUUUGCGGGACUUCUGGUUACACCAUAACCCUAUUUGAAGAACGCCACAAUCAUCUUAUGCUAUCAAUAAUGUCCAGGCCUUUCUUGAAAAUCAACCGGAAUAUUGAUAUUGGUCAUAAAAAAUUUAUGCUUAAUUGCGCUAAAGCAAAUAUUGGGACAAUGAAAUCAUUCCGUUUGUUUAAAGAGUCAGUUGGAAGUUACAACAAUAUAGGAGCAACAUCAAUUGAUUUCAAGAACUUCAAAAGAGACCUAAAGGCAUAUGUUGCUGGCGGGGAUGCCCAAAUGAUCAUUGAUAAACUGUUCCGAAGACAAGAAACAUGUCCUGCUUUCCGUUUUGCGUACGAUGUUGACGAAAGUGACCAGCUAAUACGAUUAUUCUGGUGUGAUCCAGUUGCAAGGAAAAACUGGGCUAUGUUUGGUGAUGUUCUCUCCUUUGAUGCCACGUAUGAGACAAACAGGUACAACAUGGUGUUCACACCUUUCACGGGAGUGGAUAAUCACCAGAAAUGCGUGACGUUCGGGGCUGGUCUACUUCGCACCGAAGACAUAGAAUAUUACACCUGGGUGUUCCGCCAAUUUCAAGAUGCAAUGGAUCACGACCCCAAAUGCAUCAUAACAGAUCAAGACCCAUCCUUGCAUACAGCUGUCAGUGAGGUAUUCCCACAUACUACCCAUCGCUAUUGUAUGUGGCAUAUCACUAAAAAAUUAGGAGGCAAAGUUGGAGAACCUCUAAAUAAGGAUACCAAUUUCAUGACUAGAUUCAAUGAAGUUGUUUGGAGCCAUUAUCUCGAUUCGGUUGAGUUUGAGAAUCAGUGGCACGAGGUCAUGAAUGAUUAUGAUUUGGUCAGCCAUAAAUGGUUCAUCAAGUUAUUUGAAAUUCGAACAUCUUGGAUCCCAGCAUAUUUUAGAGAUUUAUUUAUGGCUGGUUUAUUGAGAACGACUUCACGUUCCGAGAGUGAGAAUAGCUUCUUCGGGGAGUUCUCUAACCAAAAUUUUAGUCUUGUAGAGUUUUUUAUGCAAUUUGAAAGUGCUAUGGAUGCGAAACGCCACAGGAAUGCCUUACUGAACGCUGAAACUGAGUCUUGCACACCAGUAUUCAAAACCCCUUUGGCUAUUGAGAGGCAUGCUGCUUCCAUAUACACACUGACUGUGUUUUAUAAUGUUCAGAAAGAGAUUUGUGCUGCAUGUUUUUCUUGUUCUGUCGUACACGUAGAUGACGUUGAGGAUAAAGUUCAAUAUACUAUCAAGGACAUGAGAGGUAUGUUGUUCAUUGUCAUGUAUUCUUCUGACACGGGCUGUGCAUCUUGUUCCUGCAAGCAUUACCAGCGUAUUGGGCUCCUAUGUAGGCAUAUAUUUGUUGUGCUUCAAGCUAUGGGCUGCCAUAACAUUCCAGAGUUGUACGUUUCCAAAAGAUGGUGUAAGAAUGACAUUGUGUAUCGUUCCGUUGGUACAACUACAGCUAAUUAUGAAAAGGAUUACAUACGAGAAAACACAAAAUGGAGUAUCAAUAAAUUAUGGUCCGACAUCCACGCAUGCGUGGCGCUUGUUGAGCAUGACUCCGAUUUGCUGGGAUCAUUUUCUGAGGUUAUUAGAGCACAAAAGACAAAGCUGCAAGGAUUGUCUGUUUCUGAUGAAUUACAGGGUACAAAAAACAAGAUGUUUGAAUCUUUCUAUGGCAUAGCCUCCCCUUCUGAGGUCCGUGUAUUACCCCCCGAAAAGGUGCAUAACAAGGGAAGUGGUAAGCGAAUCAAAAGUGCAAAGGAAUUAGCCAUCGAACAAUCCAAGAAACAUAAGAGACUUUGCCGAACUUGCAAUCAAACAGGCUUCCACGAUAGUCGAAACUGCCCGCUUAAUAAAUCAACAUCAUGAUUUUGUAAUAUUUACAAUAAACUACUAUUUUAAGCCUCUACACAUCUCUAUUUCCUUAUGCUUUUUGUUAGUGUCAUUGAUUUAAUUUUCAAGGUGAAUAUCCUAGACAAUUUCUUUGCAUACACUUCUUAUUAUUGUUCAUUUCUCUAGUUUAUGUUACCGUUUAAAUAAUGCCUAAACUGUUUUCCACCAUUUAAAUAAAAUGAAACGACCUGAUACGG
Molecule: messenger RNA, 2807 nt
Organism: Cuscuta campestris
Lineage: Eukaryota; Viridiplantae; Streptophyta; Magnoliopsida; Solanales; Convolvulaceae
Source: the annotation of a GenBank genome assembly